Molecule: messenger RNA, 2686 nt
Organism: Felis catus (domestic cat)
Lineage: Eukaryota; Metazoa; Chordata; Mammalia; Carnivora; Felidae
Gene: CD55
Product: CD55 molecule (Cromer blood group)
Exons: 9
Coding region: 93-1637 (514 amino acids)
Source: RefSeq, a predicted model, not a curated record
ACUCGCCUGGCGGAACCGUCGGGCGCUGCUGCUACUUACGGCUCCUUGCUGGAGCCGCUUGGACUCGCUCCGGGUCCCCGUCCCCGCGCGCCAUGGGUCCCGCGCGGCGGAGCGUCCCCGCAGCGCUGCGUUUCCUUGGCGGGCUAAGCGUGCCGCUGCUGCUGCUGCUGUGUCCACCCGCCGCGCAGGGUGGCUGCAGCUUGCCCCCAGAGGUACCUAAUGCCCACCCAACUCUGAGUGAUGGUGAUCUUAAGAGUUUUCCUGAAGGAACCACAGUAACAUACAAAUGUAAUGAAGGCUUUGUAAAAGUCCCUGGCAAGCCAGACUCCGUGAUCUGUCUUGGUAACAAUCAAUGGUCGGAGGUGGCAGCAUUUUGUAACCGUAGCUGCGAUGUUCCACCCAGGCUACGUUUUGCAUCGCUCAAGAGGUCUUUUAGCAAACAGAAUUAUUUCCCCGAGGGUUUCGUUGUGGAAUAUGAUUGCCGUCCGGGCUACAGAAGGAACCAAACUCUCUCAGACAAACUAACUUGCCUUCAGAAUUUUACGUGGUCCACACCAGAUGAAUUUUGUAAAAAAAAAUCCUGUCCUACUCCUGGAGAUAUAACACAUGGUCAUGUCAGUAUAACAACUGACAUAUUAUAUGGUGCAUCUAUUUCCUUCUCGUGUGACACAGGGUAUAGGCUAGUAGGUUCAGCUUUUAGUUACUGUUCCCUUGCAGACCAGGCUGUGGAGUGGAGUGACCCAUUGCCAAAAUGCGAAGAAAUUGUUUGUCCAGAACCACAAGAAAUUAGCAACGGAACCAUUCAAAAUCCACGGAAAACCUAUGUGUAUCAACAGUCUGUAAAAUAUCAGUGUAAUCAAGGCUUUACCCUGAUCGGAGAGAACUCUAUUUAUUGUACUGUCAAAGAUGACCAAGGAGAAUGGAGUGGCCUGCCCCCUGAAUGCAAAGAAAAUUCCCAGAUUUCUAAGGGCAUGCCAACAGUUCAGAAGCCUUCAAUGGCAAGUGUUCCAAGUACGAGAGUCCCAUCAGCCCCUCAGAAAACCACCACAGUGAAUGUUCCAGGUACUAAAGCCCCAUCACCUCCUCAUAAAGCCACCACAGUGAAUGUUCCAGCUACUGAAGCCCCAUCAACUCCUCAGAAACCCAUCAGAGCAAAUGUUCCAGGCACUGAAGCCCCAUCAACUCCUCACAAACCCACCACAGUGAAUGUUCCAGCAAAACAGACUUCAGCUGUCGUUCCCAGGGCGACCACGCACUUUCGCUCAACAAGCUCGCAUAAAGGAAGAGGAACUCCUUCUUCAGAUGCUAACAUCGCUGCAAUUGGUAAGUUUGGUUCUUCGGCAGUUAAAAGAAAUUGUCGUCACUGUGGGAUGUACAAUCCAUAUUCCUGGAAGAGAAUCUUGUCUUUUAAGUGUCUUAGGAAUACUAUUAAAAUGCAGUGUUUAAGGGUAUCGAAGAGAAAACAGGUAAAUCCAUUUUAUCGACGUAUUUGGUGGACACCAUUAGGUACUCGGUAUGUUCCUAAGUAUUCCCAACCGUGUUCUUGUUCCAAGGUAGUUUUAGGGCAACUUCAAAUCAUGUGGCCAGUCAAUCAGGUAUUAUUGAAUGCUUAUUGUCUCAAUGCAUCGUCAGGCUAGGGGCCAAAGAACAACAAAGAAGAGGCAGGUACCAAUACAGUUUUUAAGCCUCUAGUAUUCUACAAGUAAUCAUAAACUACUCCUUGACUGUUUCUAGACUUCUGUCCCAUUCCAGAGACAGCAGAGUACCUUUGGUUAUAUCCUCUUCCAUUUCCCUGCCCUGUCAGUGAUGUAAAGCAAAGUUAGCUUUAAAAAAUAUCCCGUUGGUGUAGACCUAAGGACCUACCGUGUCGCCAUUUAUUCUAGUUUUUGUUCGUUCUUUUGUGUUGUUCUUAAAUAUAUUAUCUGAUGUUACACCUUUUAACAAGAAGAUUAAUAACUCCUAACGAAGAUGGUAAAAGAAAGGUUUGUUCAGAAGCAAUACAGCUAAGUUGGCAUAUUAAUCAUACCCACUAGAAGAUAUACUCUUAUAAAGAAAGUAUUUCAAAAUUAUGUCCUUAUAAGCCAAAGUCUCCUAUCUAUAUAUGCAUUAGUGUGACAAGGGGCUAAAGCUGAAAGCAGGUAUUUAUUAUUAUUAUUUAUAGUUCUUUUAUAUUUUGAAUGAACCUCCCCUCAGCUAAAGUAUUUAUCUUGAGAGUUUUGAACAGUUGGAAUUCACUUUGUCUGUUUGAUAUUUUAAAUAGAAAUAAAUGUAUUCUAAAUGAAAACCUCACGAUUUCAUGAUUUAAUGUUAAGAACGGUGAGUCUAACGGGUGGGCUUUUUCUCAGCUGCCCAGUAGCAUCGGAUGUAGGUCUGAAGUGCUUAUUUUCUCUGACAUUCUUGAACUGUGGACUGUGCGAUCUUCCAGAGACUUUCUCUCGGGGGUAGUUGUAAUCCCAACUUGUGCUCAAAACUAAAGAGGAGCUCUUCCCUUCUUAAAUAAGAUCUGCAGCGCUCGUUCUCUUUGGGAUCCUAGCUUUGUAAAAUAUAAACCUAAACGUUAUCCUUAUUUCUUCAAAGGGUUCUGUGAAUCGGGCCGCUUUUCUCAUUCUGUUUGUUAUUUAUAUUUGUGCGUUGUUUUUAUUUGAGUGUAACAGACACUCAUUUUCCCUCAGUCUCAGGUGUACAA